Fonsecaea multimorphosa CBS 102226 is the source of this 2520-nucleotide messenger RNA. RefSeq lists its product as uncharacterized. The transcript has 7 exons. Lineage: Eukaryota; Fungi; Ascomycota; Eurotiomycetes; Chaetothyriales; Herpotrichiellaceae. The record is from RefSeq and is a predicted model, not a curated record. The coding region runs from base 1 to 2520 and encodes 839 amino acids.
AUGGAGAAUUCCACCAACAAUUCCAUACUGGUCUCGAUCCCUCCUGGUCUGGAGGCGUGUCCAGUAGCACGGUUCCUGGCCGAGACUUUUAGAAUCCUCCGGGGUUCCCGAAAGAUAGAAAUCAAAGUCACCGAUGCUGCAAGCCCGGAUGCGCACAAAAUUCGUUCCAGGACUAUCAUCGAGGGCCUCCAAGAGCUGGCCUCAAUCUUGGCAAUCGCCGGUCAUGGCCCGGAAUCGGAAAUGCUCGAGGUCGUGUUGGAAAGAGGCCUCGAACGCAAGGAACUGGGUGGCCUUGGCCUCAAUCGCUCACAAGGACUGGGAGAAGGAGACAUCAAGGAGCUUCUUUUUCUGGUCGAGGCAUGGUUAGAGUCGCUCAACUCUCGGGAAAGGACGCGCGAAAGCGUUCAGACGCCACUGCAAACACGGCAUGCCACUGUCAGGCCAAUGACUCUGGCUGAAAAGAUUCUUGUUCAUCAUGUGGCUGGUGGCGGUCCUGGUCGAGGUGUCCGGGAAGGAGACGUGAUCACCGUGGCCGUCGAUUGGGUGGUGACAUCUGAAGCAGGUUGGUUUGCCAUGAGUAAGACAUUCGACGAAAUGAAGGCGACAGAAAUCUGGCGGAACGACAGGUUCUGGAUUGCUGGCGACCAUGUCGUGGAUCCUAGGAUCAAUCACCUGCCCAACGUCAAGGCUCUGAUCGAGGCAUCGGAAAAGGCGAAGAACGACUUCAAGCUCACCGAGUAUCAGGGCAUGAAUUUCACAAUCAUGCACACCGAGUUUGUGCGAGAGAGAGCAGAGCCAGGGAUGAUCGUGAUUGGUGCUGAUUCUCACACAUGCUCGGCUGGAGCGGUCGGCUGCCUUGCAAUUGGACUGGGAGUGGCCGAUGUCAUGAUUCCUUUGGUGACUGGACAAACUUGGUUUAAGGUCCCUGAGUCGAUCCUUAUCAACUUUGUUGGUGCGCCGCGGUUCGGGGUCGGCGGCAAGGACGUUAUCCUCCAUAUCCUCGGGGAACUGAAACGCAACACAGUUGCGGCGGACAGAAUCGUUGAGUUUUGCGGGCCGGGGGCUCGAUUCUUGUCGAUCGAUGCCAGGUUUGCGAUCUGUAACAUGUGCACAGAGUUUGGUGCAAUCACAGGUGUCUUUGUCCCCGAUGAAAUCACCUUGGACUAUGUUUCUCGACGAAGGAGGAAGAGAAACAAGUCGAACUCGGUGCAUUUCCGACCAGAUGAGGGAGCUGUUUACUCUGCCAAGUUCGAGAUUGAUCUCGCUGCCGUACAGCACACCAUAGCGCUGUAUCCCAGUCCAGACAACGUGGUGCCGAUAGGUGAGCGUCGCGACAUGGUCUUCGAUGGUGUUUUCCUUGGGGCAUGCACCACCACUGAGGAAGACCUGGUGCUCGCUGCUCGUGUACUGCAAGCCGGCCUGAGAAGAGGCCUGAAACCUGUCCGUCGUGGCAAAAGGCAUGUUGUGCCUGGAUCCUUGCCGAUCAUGGACAAGCUGCAAAGGCUUGGUUUGCUGGAAAUUUAUGAAGCCGCCGGAUUCACGAGAGGCGUACCAGGAUGCAGCUUUUGCGUUGGAAUGGGCGCUGAUAAAGCUGGACCGGGCGAAACCUGGCUCAGUUCACAAAACAGAAACUUUAAAAAUCGCAUGGGCCCAGGGUCUUUCGGAAACAUCACAUCAGCCGCGGUGGUGGCAGCAUCGUCGUUCAGCAUGAGCUUGACUGACCCGGCACCUCUCCUUGACGACAUCGAGCGUGGCAUGGAUCAGGAGGGUCUUCGACGUGUGGAGGGAAUGGAGUUUCCAACUGUCAUCUACCAAGAACCCUCGGUUGGCCCGACUUGCAACCAAGGAAAUGCCGCGAGCUUGAGUGUAAGCCCGGUGGCCAGUUCAGAAGACGAGGUUGAACAGCGGAGCGACGUUGUCAAAAGCCGCAUCAUCCGGCUGGGGGAUUUUGUGGACACUGACGCGCUAGCGCCCGCCGAGUACCUGAUGAGCGCAAAGGACGACGAGGAGCUUGGAGAUCACUGUAUGGAGCACACAUACCCGGAAUUUCGAGACCGGGUUCGCGGCGGGCAGCAAGUUGUGGUUGGUGGCCACGCGUUUGGCUGUGGUUCGUCAAGGGAACAGGCAGUAAGGGCGUUGAAAGGCCUUGGAGUCCAGGUUGUAAUUGCCAGAUCCUUCAGCUUCAUAUAUGGCCGCAACCAACCAUCUUUGGGGCUGCUCGGAAUCACUCUUGCGGACGACACGUUUUACGCCCUGGCAAAAGACAACGAAUCGAUCGAGGUUGACAUAAAACGUCGAGUGGUCAAGGUGUCGGAUACGGAAUUCCCCUUCGUCUUGACAGACAUCGAGUAUCAGCUUACCAUCAACAAGGGCUUACAAGAGAUGUACAAGGUGUACGGGAAGGACAUCUGGAAACAGGCCACGGCCGAAGCAUCGCCUGCGAGACAAAUGAGUGUUUCGAUUGGCGUGGAACGAGCAUCCAGCCAUAUUGGUGGCGGAGGAGAAGCUUUGGCAUGGUGA